Messenger RNA from Drosophila mauritiana, 919 nucleotides. RefSeq lists its product as uncharacterized. Lineage: Eukaryota; Metazoa; Arthropoda; Insecta; Diptera; Drosophilidae. The transcript has a single exon. The record is from RefSeq and is a predicted model, not a curated record. Bases 96 to 824 code for a protein of 242 amino acids.
AGAAACCUUUCGGGUAAACAUUUGAAUUUGUUUGGAGCAAUAAAGUCAAGAAAUCGAUAAUUGGAAUUUUAUAAACUCUGGUAUUUUCUAGUCCAAUGCCAAGUAUUCAAAGAAACACUUUUCGGAACAUAGAUCAGGAGGUCUAUGGCGAACCGCCGGAUCAGAGCAUCAGUCAUGCGGCCAAGAUAUACGGACUUAGUGUAAUCCUGGCUGCCAUCGCAUUGACGCAGUGGAUCAUUAUAGGUUACACCCAUAUGCUGAGCCACAGCAGAUCGGAGGAGCGCUACGGCUGGUGGCUUCUGUGCACCUUUUUCGCAGUCGCCACACUAUCCUGGACCAAACUAGGACGCAAGGUGCCCUUCAACUACAUCAUUAUCGCAGCGAUCGUGGAGAGCUCAACUAUUUAUAUAGCCAUGGAACAGAAGCACAAUGAGAAUAGACUCGUCAACUUCUACGCCGGCAUUGUGGUGGUUGCCUUGAUGUUGGCCUCGAUAUUUUGGGGCGCCUACUUUCCCAUGUUCAUUGUUCCCGGCGAUCUGCUGCUCAGCUGUUUGGUGGCAAUAGCCAACAUUAUGAUGAUCAUAUUCUUCAUCAAUGUCCUAUUUAUCAACUACCAGGGAAUAUACUAUGCGGUACGGAACACAUUCGCCCUGGUGGCCAUAUGCAUGGUGAUGUACACGGCUACCAUAAUCCACGAUCGCCAGUUCGAUGUGCCCAAGAACGAGUAUCUGUUCCUCAGUGUCCUGCAGUUCUUCUCCUACAUGAUCCUGCACGAACGCAUCCUGGCCAUAUCCUUUACAAGUGCGCUGAAAACAAGUUGUUAAAUGCAAGUCUCUUUUGGCAGUCGUAUGAAAUUCGGUAAAUCUUAAAAUUUGAUUUGCACGUGGUUACUAAAUAAACUGUAUGAAAACUAGAAUUA